Molecule: messenger RNA, 1926 nt
Organism: Solea senegalensis (Senegalese sole)
Lineage: Eukaryota; Metazoa; Chordata; Actinopteri; Pleuronectiformes; Soleidae
Exons: 3
Cellular component (GO): nucleus
Source: RefSeq, a predicted model, not a curated record
AAGGAAGGAAGGUAAGAAGGAGGGAGCAGAAUUAGUGAGCGAUAGAGGGGAGGAGAGGAGGAGAGGCGGCGGGCUGUUCUGCCGAGGAGGACGUGGCGGGUCCGGCGGAGUAACAGAGUGACGGACAGCGGACCGAACCGAGGCGGACAGGCGGCCAUGACCCGGACCAGCGUCAGGCAGGGCCCCAUCUCAUGUGGGUGGUGACGUUUGGUUGGAAUUCAGAGGAGACGCUCGGGACCACGCCCCCUACUCGCAGCCCCACCUCCUCUCAGGACAGGUGUAUCUCUUCUGCGGCGAGUGGAGGAAGGAAGGCCUCAGCGAUAGGUGUUGGACAGAGAGAGGUGAGGAGGAUAAGCUCCACCCCUCACCAUGACAGACUUGGAGACGGAGUGUUUGAGCCUCGGCCUGCCCCCUGAUUGUGGCUCCCCUCCCCUGGACUCCUCCCUUCAAGGGGACCAUGGCCCGGAUCCGGCCGCCUCGGCCCCGGCGCCCACCCUGGCCCUCCUCGCCUCUGACUGCCCCACACCCACACUCAGCUCGCUGGCGGCGGAGAUCGCGGAGCCGCUGGUGAUGCUGCCGUGCGUGAAGAGCGAGCCGGAGGAUGGAGACCUGGAGCCCAUCAGGACCGUGGACCUGUCGGAGAUCCAGCCGCUGUCCACCGCCGAGUUGGGCCAGGACCAGAUCAAGAUGGAGAUCAGUGGCCUGGACUACAUUAAGUCUGAGCAUCACUGUCACCAUGGCAACCACCACUUGGGUCCGUUUCACCAUAGCGACGUCGCAGAACUGGAGUACAAGUCGCACUAUGAGCCUAGCUCUGUGUUCGACUACAUCUCCCAGGUGACCGACACUCUGGACUACAUCAAGUCCGACCACCAUGUGGAUUUUCAGUGUUACUACACCACAGAGCUGAGCUCCCUGAAGUCAGAGUAUCCCGAGUCCACUCACCUGCACCACAACGGCCUGGAGUCCAUCCACAUGGCCGAGCUCCGGACCGAGCUCAACAAGCUCCGCCCUGACGCCCCGCUCAUGGACAGCAUGGGUAAACUGGACCCUGAGUUUGGAGGUGGGGCUCUGUAUGAGCUGCAGCCGGCUGAGGACGGGAAGGUGGAGGUGACGGGAGGAGGAGAGAGUCUAGUCAUCACGACAAAAACCCAGAGUCCGACUGUCAGGAAACCUCGCAACAUGCAGGGGGAGAAGCCCUUCUCCUGCACACAGUGCGGGAAGAACUUCAGCACGCUGGGAAACUUAAAAACACACCAGCGUAUCCACACCGGGGAGCGGCCAUACACCUGCUCACAGUGCGGCAAGAGCUUCGGCCAGGCAGGGAACCUCAAGAGACACCAGCUGAUCCACACGGGCCAGAAGCCGUACGUGUGCGCACACUGUCCCAAAGGCUUCACCAAGGCCGACGACCUGCGCUCACACCAGCGGCUGCACACCGGCGAGCGCCCGUUCAUCUGCGUCACCUGCGGGAAGAGCUUCGGCCAGUCCAAAGAGCUGAAGGCUCAUCAGCUGAGCCACACGGGCGAGCGGCCAUUCUGCUGCCAGCACUGCGGCAAGAGCUUCACUAAGGAGACCAGCUACCGCAACCACGUGCAGAUCCACACGGGCGAGAAGCCCUUCACCUGCUCGCAGUGUGGAAAGACUUUCAGCAACUCCGGCGUCCUCAAAACCCACGAGAAAAUCCACUCUGGCGAGCGGCCGUUUGGCUGCACGCAGUGCGGGAAGAGCUUUGGCCGCCUUGGCCACCUGAAGGCACACCAGCAGAUCCACACGGGCGAGCGGCCGUACGCCUGCCCACAGUGCGGCAAGACUUUCAGCCAAUCGGGUCACCUCAAAGCACACGAGCAGAUCCACAGACGAGAGCGAGCGGACACGGGCAGCGGCAGCAGCAGCAGCAGCAGUAGUGAUGGCGGCAGCAGCAGC